AUGCUGAGUUAUUGUUCUUAUUUUUCUUCGAUUGUUUUUUUACCGCUGUGGAUGUUUCACAGGCGUGGGAAAGUGGCAUGGAGAAGAGCAAACAUACGCGAUCUCGUUCUCUCCCACGUGGAUCCUUUUUGGUGCAUGGAAAUUGGGGGGUUGGCAGUUUUAUAUGUGGCCUUAUUUCUUGUCACUGUUCAGUGGGAAUCUUUUCUUCCUCUCUUUUUUUUUUUUCUUUUUGUAGUUGGACUGCCCCGCGCUGCAGGUUCACGGCCGCAGCGCCAAAGAAGGAAGGCGGUGGAGGUUGCGAGUGGGCGCAGAGAGUUUAUUUUGGUUAAAGGAAUGGGGAGGCGAGGCAUGUUUUCAUGCGCAUCGUUUUUUUGUGUGGUUCGACGUUUUGCGGGCGGGACAGGGGCCGCAGCAGCGGUAGCGGGUACUCUUUUGACGUCAGGGGAGUGCUGGGUUAGUGUGCGUCACUACCACCAGCACACAACGUGUCUUCUACUACCACGCAAACUCUCGCAGGCAAAACAGCAGCCGCUUUUCCCUGGUAUGUGCCGCCACGUCAAGCGGUUUGAGGGCGAGCAUACGUACAACUACGGGCAUCACACGUUUACGAUCGUCCGCGAGGGCUCAACGUUUUUCAUUUUGCCCCUUGGCUUCCUCAUUGCUUAUGUCGCAACCCUCUUUGUCCCCAUGUCAUUUCAGCUGGAGGCGAUGUAUUCGGUGCUAUUAAUUGCCUUUUCUCGCUAUUUUGCGCGGGGCCGGAAAAACAGAGUCUGGAAGGACUUGAAAGAGCGACACGUCAUCGUCACAGGUGGGACGAGCGGUAUUGGGCGAGAAACGGCUUCUCAGCUGGCCGCCAUGGGUGCCGACGUGACGGUGCUCUCACGCAACGGUCCAAAUGUUGAUGGUGCGAUGGCGUACAUAAAAAAAUUUGCAAAGAGUGAUGAGCAGCAGAUAAGAUUUACCGCGUUGGAUCUUGCCGACUUUAUUGCAGUGCGUGACUACUGCAAACGCGCCCAACAGCAGAGGAUGGCAGUUGACAUCCUUGUGAACAACGCGGGGCUGAUGCAGCAAAAGCAGGUGACGUCUCGUUUUGGUGACGACGAGCAGCUUGCCGUGAACCUCCUCGGGCCGUUUUUGCUUACAGAAGGACUUUUGCCGCUUGUGGCAGAGAACGGUGGACGUAUCGUUUAUGUUUCAUGUUCGGCCCACGUUGCAGUGAAGCGAAAUAUUGUGUCGACGUACCUGUCCGGACGCGGGCUGUGGUCCCCUCGCAUCCGGGAUAAGUUUGAUGGACUCGAGCAGUAUGGAUUUACAAAACUUGGCUGCAUUUAUCACGCACAGGACUUGGCGGUGCGCUCCUAUACGAAUGCCUCAAAACCAUUUGCAUCUAUGACACCUGCCACAGUCGCCUCUAUCCUAACGCCUAGCAACGGCAGAGCUCAUAAAAGUAACAGUAACGACGGCAACAGCAAUACGCCGCGGUACACCACAUGUGUUGCAGUUCCUGGCGGCGUCGUGACAAAUCUUUACCGCUAUGUUCCCCUUGCCACGACGUUUCGUUGGUGUCGCUACUUUUAUCUGCUCUUCAUGCGCACAGCUACUGAGGGAAGUCAAGUGGUUGUGAACUGUUGCGUGCGGGAGGAAUUAGUGAAUGGCGGUUAUUAUCAGAAUUGCCGCUACAGCCCUACAGGCCUUUCCGCUACCGCUUGCAGCGUAGAGGAACGAAAAAGUGUGCUGGCAUGGGUGAAGCUAAAGAUGCAGCCGUACAUGCGGUGGGAGAGUUAG
Molecule: messenger RNA, 1785 nt
Organism: Trypanosoma cruzi
Lineage: Eukaryota; Euglenozoa; Kinetoplastea; Trypanosomatida; Trypanosomatidae
Product: short chain dehydrogenase/reductase, putative
Exons: 1
Coding region: 1-1785 (594 amino acids)
Source: RefSeq, a predicted model, not a curated record